CGAGCAUGCCGGGCCGUCACGGAGAUCGCUCUCUGUCAAAAGCCUGUCGUCAUGAGUAUGGCCACUCGCUUGAUCGAUCACUGAUGCUGACCAUGCAGGUCGUUGAGGCUCGCAUGAUCGUCGAACCGAUGACGAGUGAACGCCUUUGCGGUGCGUGACGAGUCGCGAAUGCACGCCAUGAGCAGCACGCCCGACGAUGUCAUCAUGAUCAGCGAGCCAUGUCGACGCUGCAGGCAACGAUCAAGCCCUCCAGCGAAUGGGAUGACAUAGACAGAGCUAUCAAUGCUCUCUUGAGCCCCUCACCUGAGCCUGCACCCGCAGCAAAGUCGAUCAGAAAGAGAGUCGCCAAAGCAGAGAGCGCUCAGCCUUCCGUGCAGCCACCUGCGGACGCUAGCCCCUCAGAUGCAGCUCGAGAUGCUCAGAGCAUUGCGCGCGAUACGACGCAGCGCAAGCCGGGCAUACGCUUGCCCAAUCGUCCUCAACCGAGACCGCAAGCUCGAGCCAAGGGCGCGAUCGUACAAGAGAUGAUCUUUGGCUCAAAGACGGACGAACAGCUAUGGGCAGAGAGCAUCCGUGCCUCUGCUGACGAUCAUACGCUCACCGUCGAGCCCUUGCUCAGCCUCGAGCUGCCACUGUCACUGGACCUGAACUUCAAUUCUUGCAAUAAGCUCAAGUGGAGCUCAGAUGGCCUUCAGCUCGGCUUCUUGGAUCACGCCAAUUUGCACAUCUUGACACCCUCUUGGACUUUCUCCUCCGCUCAGCGUCGGCAUGCACAGCCGGUGCGUGCCAGAGCACCGCCGGGUGUUAUAGCAUUACGCGCCCGCAAAGCAUCCGAAACGAUGCUCCAUAAAGGGACCAAGCGACAACGGACCUUGGCAUCAGACUCAAUACAGGUCUCACUCGAUGCGGAUCACCACUUCCACGUGAUUCUACCCAUGCCUGAUCCUCCUCGCGAGUGGCCGGCCAGCUCGGUGGAUGCUCCCCCGCUAGGCUGUCCAGGAACGCUCGGUCACCUCUGGGUGGAUUUCGCCUGGAGCCCUAGUGGUAUCGGACAGCUCGCUAGCAAUGCCGUCGCGCUGCUUUCCAAUAAUGGUGAAGUAUGCAUUUACCAGCCGCUAUCACGAUCUCACAAUGCUCAAUGGACCGAUACAUGCGAUCUCACGGACAUAUUGCUUGGUGAACAUAUCACAACGAGUCCUGCAGAUGCAGCCGCGCAGAGCAACUCGACACAAAGUCUUGCUUGGUCUGAAAACACGCACAAUCCUGCAACGCUCGAAACUUACUCGCUCCUCGCGCUAGGCCACCGGGCAGGCCAGCUUACGCUCUGGAGGCUUGGCGAGGAUGCAAGGCCGUGUCUUGAGCAGCGCGUGCACAUUCGCGACAGCGCUUGGAUAACAUUUCUCAGUUGGCAAGCAUGGCGAGUAGAUGCAGAUCUAGAGCAGAGCAACAUCAAGCUGGCGUGGAUUUCCUCCGAUGACGAGGUCGGCUUGCUCACGGUCACCAGCGAGCAACAGGUAUCCUCGACACCGAAACACAUCGUCGAGAUCGUCAUGCUAGUCACUUUGACUGAGGUACCGACAUCGCUUCGUUGGUGCCACGACCAGCUCGCUGUCACUAUGUGCAGUGUGGCGGAGCUCAUUGCCAUCGCCAAUGGCAAGACAGCUGGCGCUACGACCAGGCAAGUCCCUCUGCUUCGAAAUACAGAGGGACGGAUCCAUUCGGCGUUUUCGCCCUGCUGCGCUGCCGUCCCUUCGCAAGAAAAGCUCCUGAUCGUCGCUGUAGACUCGGGGUUUCAGCAGGUUGAUCUAAGGAGCGCAAGCGGAGACGUCAUUCAUAACGGUCCGACUGUCAAUGUACACGAAAGUGCCACGGUGACCCGAACCCACCGCCAUUUCUUCGCUGGAUUGAGCAUCUUCGACAACACUUUACCUCGGAUGCGCGCUCGUACGAUCGGCUAUGACGUGUGCAGCGGCGGUAGCCUCGAGGCGUGGGCGUACAAGAAUGAGUCGAUCGCAAAGAUGAUCAAUAAGACGCGUGCGAAUCCGGUUGCAACGCUCGUUGUCCUGCCCCAAGCGACACAAUCCUUCCAUACGCUAGUUGCGCACUUUCUGGAGGCGUCAUGUGCUACAUCUCCGCUGACCGGAGCAAGCUCGAGCGCGAUUGCGAGUCCGUUGCUCGCCUUUCUCAAGUUGCAUGUCCUGGACGAUCAUAUCAUGAAGUCACUGGACACUGUGGCCGCGCAGAUCGUAGACCCGCCUCUCGACGAUCGCAAGUUGCCGGAGACGCCUGCACAUGGCAUACGCGAGGCUCUGUGGACGUCGCUUGAGCUACAACGCAUUCGCUGCACUCUACUCCUUUUCACCUGUCUUCAAGUGGGCGGUACCGCCAUCUACUUUGAGCGAGUUGCAGACUUCCUCAACACUGCCCGGACUGUCUCAUACAGGUCUAUCAUCGCCGUGCUUUCUCACCUUUUGCAACACUACGAUGCUCAAGAUGACGAGAGUCGCGCGAUGCUGCGACGGAUUCAAAGGAGUGCGCACGCUUCGGAUGCUUCUACAGAACGUGACGAAGGCCUCUCAUGUCUUGCGUGUUCGCAACCUCUCAGAGCGGAAGGCAGAUGGGUUCUACAGUGCGCAAACGGACAUCUAUGGGAUCGUUGCUCAGUCACGUUCAGCGCGAUCGGCUUCGAGCCGGCGCGGACCUGUUGCUCAUGCGGCGUCAAGUCCCUCACACCCCACGCAACCGAUACGACGAUCGCCAACGUCCUGCUGGCGGCCUCGCGAUGGUGUCUCUACUGCGGAGGACAGUGGGCAUACUAGCAUUCUGGUGAUCUGUACAUGAGAUUCGUGUUGUUGUGCCUAGCCGUCUUGUUC
Mixia osmundae IAM 14324 is the source of this 2873-nucleotide messenger RNA. RefSeq lists its product as uncharacterized. The transcript is spliced from 9 exons. Gene Ontology annotation, biological process: transcription initiation at RNA polymerase III promoter. The record is from RefSeq and is a predicted model, not a curated record. Gene Ontology annotation, molecular function: histone acetyltransferase activity; protein binding. Bases 219 to 2819 code for a protein of 866 amino acids. Gene Ontology annotation, cellular component: transcription factor TFIIIC complex. NCBI's taxonomy places the organism in Eukaryota, Fungi, Basidiomycota, Mixiomycetes, Mixiales, Mixiaceae.